AUGGGGAUGAUGGCAGCCCCCGGUCCCAAUAUGCACCAUCCUCAGCCAAUGGCACCUGCGAUGGCGUAUCAACCACAGCGACAAAGCACGUUUGGGACAGCUGGGUUCCAGAAUGCGAUGGGAGGAUCACCGGGUCAGUUUGGUCAGCAGCCGCAGUUUGACGCUGCAACGCUCAACAAUUCGAUGCACGGCAAAGACCCCACUACAUCUUCCUUCCGCACGAGCACAAUUUCACCAUCUGUCCCAUACCAAAACGGCAUGAUGAGUCCGCCCUUGCCUCCUAUGAGCCCACCGUUCUCGAUGAGUGCGACUCCCCAGGUUAUGAACUAUACCCUGCCUUCGAGCGAUGAAGGCAAGCUGAGCGUAUCUAUCGAUUUUGGAACCACCUUUUCGGGUGUCGCAUACGGCUCAUCCCGCAUCGCAGGUGGAAAAGUCCAACAGAUCCUUCAAUGGCCAGGAUCGUUCGAGAAUUUCCGCAAGAUACCGACGUGUCUGUUGUAUGGAGAGCAAGGAGAGGUACUCACUUGGGGAUUGGAAGCCAAGAAUGCAUCGCCUAUCCCGGGCUCGUUCCGCUGCGAAUGGUUCAAGUUGUUCCUCGAGCCCAAGAGUCUGCGUGAGGGAACAGUCGACUCGCGUCUGCCCGGUCUCCCCCCCGGCAAGAAGCCCAUUGACGCAAUCAUCGACUUUUUAUCUUGCCUAUGGAACUAUGCUAAGCAACAAAUCACACGUGAAAUUGGAGCUGUUGCCGACUUGAAUUCGGCAGACGUAUGGCUAACUGUUCCGGCUGCGUGGGACGCCAAAGGAUGCGAUAUGAUGCGCGAAGCUGCAAUUGCUGCAGGGCUCGUCCAGAACGCCUCUGCUACCAAGGGAACGGAUAAGAACUGGAGGGAGCGAUUGAGAAUUAUCACGGAACCAGAAGCAGCAGCCGUGCAUUGUGCAUAUCUAACCAAUCUCCACCAACUUCGUCCUUCUCAGAACUUUAUGAUUUGCGAUGCGGGAGGAGGAACAGUUGAUCUUGCUAUUUAUAAGAUUCUCGGAAGCCUGGAGAAACUCGAGAUAGGGGAAGUGUGUGCACGGAGUGGGAAGAACUGCGGUAGCUUGUUCUUAGAUCUGAGGUUCCGAGAUCUCGUCGCGCGAAUGCUGGAGCGUCAUCCGGCCCACACAGAUAGCGCGAGUUUGGCGUAUUUCCAGCAUGCCUUUAGCGAGACGGAUAAACUCACGUUCAGGGGCGAGGAAGAUGACCGCACGCCAUUCCAAUUCAAUUGCUUCAACGUAGAGGAUCCCGACGAUGCUUCGGUGUUUGAUCCUGUCGUCUCCGAAGUCCUCCAGUUGAUCGAGGAGCAAAUCUCCAAGUGCAACCAGCCGAUCCAUGCGCUUCUGCUCGUGGGUGGGUUUUCAGGGAGUGAAUACUUGUUCAAGCGGGUUGAUCAACAAUUCGGAUCGCGCAUUGGUGUCAUUGCGCGACCCGCUGACGCGGACACUGCAACAUGCCGUGGAGCCGCGAGAUACGGACUUUCGAAUCGGGCGCUGGUAUCGAGUGUGAUUGCGCCCAGGGCAUAUAUUAUGAAGGUCAAAUUACCCGCCGAUCCAGAAGAUUGGCAAAAGCGCCCGGCGUACAUUACCACGAACAACGCCGGAAUACACAUCUGCGAGAACCGGCUACAGUACCUGGUUCAAAAGGGCGCGAUCUUGCGCAAGGGUCAGCGAGUCAAGACCAAGUUUUGCAAGUUUUCUCAAGGACCACAGGACUCGACGUUUGUUGCGGUGCUGUAUACAUCCGAGAGCGAGCAGACUAUGCGAUACACCGACGAGGGCGAGACUUCCGAGCUGUGCAAAUGGACCGUGGACUUGAGUACGCUUCCCAGUUUUGCAGAGCAUGCCCGAAUGGUUAGCAUGACCGGAUUCUACACCGAAUUCGAACUCGGACUCGAGUUGGAUAGCGCAGAAGUCCGCGGUGUCUUGCUUUACAACGGGGAAGAAUGGGGUCGAGUCGUUUUUGAAUUCUUGAACUAG
Rhizoctonia solani is the source of this 2013-nucleotide messenger RNA. RefSeq lists its product as uncharacterized. The transcript is spliced from 14 exons. The coding region runs from base 1 to 2013 and encodes 670 amino acids. NCBI's taxonomy places the organism in Eukaryota, Fungi, Basidiomycota, Agaricomycetes, Cantharellales, Ceratobasidiaceae. The record is from RefSeq and is a predicted model, not a curated record.